This is a messenger RNA of Linepithema humile (Argentine ant), 2251 nucleotides long. The record is from RefSeq and is a predicted model, not a curated record. NCBI's taxonomy places the organism in Eukaryota, Metazoa, Arthropoda, Insecta, Hymenoptera, Formicidae.
UAGUCCAUGCCUUAUGGAUUUCUGAAAUUGUCCGUGUGGUUUACGUAGGCACGGACUGGCACGUAUUUUCGUGAAAUUUCAACUGCAAUCAUGUCCGCAGCAGGUAAAAAGGGUAAGAAGAAGAAGGGAGUUACCGUUGAUUUGAUGACAUUCCUUGGCGAUGAUCGAAAUGGACCGACUCCCAAUAUGCCUAUGAAAUCGUCCAGUUGGGCCGAUGAUGUAGAGGACGAUCAUGAAGGAUAUUCAUCAAGAAGUAACAAAGAUCCAGUUAUUCUACCAACAGCUCCUAGAGCUGCACGAGGACCAGGAAUUGACGAAGAAAAUAUUCCUUCAAGUCCUCCUUAUGUAGCCUACAUAAGCAAUUUGCCCUAUGAUGUGGAUGAAGCUGAUCUGGCAGACUUCUUCGCAGAAAUGAAGAUUUCAAAUAUGCGUUUGCCGAAAGACGCGAAUAAGAUUAGAGGAUACGGAUAUGUUGAGUUCGAGGAUCGCCAGAGUCUAAUUGAUGCUCUUUCUAUGACAAAUACAACCAUUAAAACGAGGCGAGUGAGAAUUGAAGUCUCAAAUAGCAGUAAUGAUGAUCGUCGCGGCGGCAGAAUGGGUAGAGACAAUCGUAGGGACAAUUACGAUGAUCCGGAACGCACGUCCGGCGAUUGGAGGAGCGGGCCGCGCGAAGAAUUACCCGAAGGUGAUUCCUAUCGUAGUCGAUACGAUAGAGACCGAUUCGACAAUAGAGAUCGCCGAGAUGACAGAGAAAGAUAUGAUUACGAUAACAAGCCUGGUGCCUGGCGCGAGAGAGACAGCAACGACAAAGGAACAACGUUCAAGGAAAGGAGCGGCUUCAGAGACGAUAGCAGAGAGAGGGAGUGGAGUCGCUUCGGCGACAGAGGAAGGAGCAAAGAGAGAGACGGGGACAGAGGCAGCAGUUUCGGAUCCCGUCGCAAUUACGGUGAUUCUUCUGAUUGGGAGCGAGGUCGUCGGCAAGAUCAAGACUCCAAACCGACCGAGGCGCGACAAAGACCAAAACUGCAACUGCAGCCCCGCACGAAACCCGUGGAGCCUAUUGUCGUCGCUGAUGACGCGCCAGCUAAGGAAGACUCGGCAGACUCGAAAUCGCCAUCACGAUCGGAUUCGGCUCAACAACGCGCCCCGGAACGCGCCUCCGUGCCUGCGACCAACAUCUUCGGAGCUGCAAAGCCGGUCGACACGACUGUACGUGAACGGGAGAUAGAGGAGCGUCUCGCGAAGUCGUAUGCCGAAUCGCGUUCCCGGGAAGAAACUGGGGACAGAGACAACAAAGAACGCAGAGAUGGCACUUGGGGUCGCCGCAACGGGGAAGGACGCGAGGACAAAGAUAAAGAAAGGAGCCGCCCGACUUGGCGGUCGGAAGAGGACAGAGGUGCUCGACUCGAAAGGUCCGCGCCGCGAUCUCAACGCUCUGAAGAACAAAAUGGAUCCAAAGCAUCACCAGCUUCACGCGGACCACCGGCACCCAAAGGAUCGCAGAAAUCCUCUGACAAAGAUGUCCGUACUGCUCCGGAAAGGGACCGCAAAGAUAAAGAGAAGGAUGAAAUUAGUAGGAUGCCGAAAGCAAAGGACGAACAAGCUCCAAAUUUUGUAGCUUCCAACAAGUACUCCAUGCUACCUGACGAUGUGGAUCCGGACAAUAUCGACGAAUAGUCCUAAUUUGAUUAUAAAUUUACAUCACCGAUUAAAUUGUGCCACACCGCAACACACAUGCAUAUUAUUAUUUGUUUUACCUCUACUAAAUAUUGCAUGGUUUCGUCAUCAAACCAAGUUUAUGCCCUUGGUAUACUGAUCUACUGGAAUUCUUGUUGAUUUGUAUUUAAUCUCUAUUUUAAUAUCCUCAAUAUAACUAUCUAUGUAUACUCUUAUGUACUUUAUUUUCCGGUGAAACGACAUACGAAAUAUUUCGACAUCAUUAAAUUGCAAGUUCCCCUACGAUUUCGGAACGAACGACUGUAUUGAUCAUUUUGUAUUUGAUUCCGAGGAUAAUUAUAUUCUAGAGGUACGAAGAAAUCUAGGAAUUGGAACUUUAUACAUCAUACUUAAUUUGCUGUACAGUGAUUGUACGAUAUGUGACUCGUUUACAUGUAAUAUAACAAUGCCAAUAUAGAAGGAAAAUGAUUAAAGUAAUAAGUAUACGGGAACACAAAAUACGCGUUGUUUUUUCAGAAUUCCCAUCUUUCCCUGCAUAUAUAAGCGUUAUGCAUUCAGAAAAAUUAUCAAAAAA